This is a messenger RNA of Cherax quadricarinatus, 5073 nucleotides long. Its product is annotated as facilitated trehalose transporter Tret1-2 homolog. Gene Ontology annotation, biological process: transmembrane transport; carbohydrate transport. Gene Ontology annotation, molecular function: sugar transmembrane transporter activity. NCBI's taxonomy places the organism in Eukaryota, Metazoa, Arthropoda, Malacostraca, Decapoda, Parastacidae. The record is from RefSeq and is a predicted model, not a curated record. Gene Ontology annotation, cellular component: membrane.
AUCCAGCCUCCCAAGUCACCUACCCUCCUGGGCAGGUGACAUCACCUGCUUAUACGAGGCAGGUGACGUCGCUCUCUCGCACCUGCACCUAUCCUCUCAAGGGGACUUCACCUGCCAGGGAAGUCAACUACUCACGUCAGGUGACGACACUUGCCCGGGCUGCCACCUACCCUUCACAGCAGAUUUCACCUACAAGGGAAGUCACCUAUUUGCGCCAGGUGACACCACUUGCGCGUGUUGCCACCUAUCCUUCACAGUCACCUUCACCUACCAGGGAAGUCAACUACUCACGUCAGGUGACGCCACUUGCCCGGGCUGCCACCUACCCUUCACAGCAGACUUCACCUACAAGGGAAGUCACCUAUUUGCGCCAGGUGACACCACUUGCCCGUGUUGCCACCUAUCCUUCAGAGUCACCUUCACCUACAAGAGAGGUCACCUACCCACACCAGGUGACUCCACUUUCCCGAGCUGCCACCUACCCUUCACAGUCACCUUCACCUACAAGAGAGGUCACUUACCCACACCAGGUGACUCCACUUUCCCGAGCUGCCACCUACCCUUCACAGUCACCUUCACCUACCAGGGAAGUCACCUACCCACACCAGGUGACUCCACUUUCCCGACCUGCUACCUACCCUUCACAGUCACCUUCACCUACCAGGGAAGUCACCUACCCACACCAGGUGACUCCACUUUCCCGAGCUGUCACCUACCCUUCACAGUCACCUUCACCUACCAGGGAACUCACCUACUCACGCCAGGUGACGCCACUUGCCCGAGCUGCCACCUACCCUUCACAGUCACCUUCACCUACCAGAGAACUCACCUACUCACGCAAGGUGACACCACUUGCCCGAGCUGCCACCUACCCUUCACAGUCACCUUCACCUACCAGUGAAGUCACCUACCCACGCCAGGUGACACCACUUGCCCGAGCUGCCACCUACCCUUCACAGUCACCUUCACCUACCAGGGAACUCACCUACCCACGCCAGGUGACACCACUUGCCCGAGCUGCCACCUACCCUUCACAGUCACCUUCACCUACCAGGGAACUCACCUACUCACGCCAGGUGACACCACUUCCCCGAGCUGCCACCUACCCUUCACAGUCACCUUCACCUACCAGGGAACUCACCUACCCACGCCAGGUGACACCACUUGCCCGAGCUGCCACCUACCCUUCACAGUCACCUUCACCUACCAGGGAACUCACCUACCCACGCCAGGUGACACCACUUGCCCGAGCUGCCACCUACCCUUCACAGUCACCUUCACCUACCAGGGAACUCACCUACCCACGCCAGGUAACACCACUUACCCGUGCUGCCACCUACCCUUCACAGUCACCUUCCCCUAGCCGCAACACUACCUACCCUCAGGUUCCCAGGACCAACCGCUCACCACACCACCUAGAUCAGGUGACUAUAGUCUCCUGCACAUCCCAGGACUCUGAACAAGCGUCAACAUCAACCUUCAGUAUGAGUAGAAAGUCUAGGAAGCGGUCACCCUCCGCCAAGUUUGUCUAUGAGGCACCUCCAGCACCCCAACACUGUACACAGGUGCUGGCCACCCUUGUUGUGUCACUGGGCCCUCUGUGUGCUGGCCUGGGCAAGGGGUAUUCCUCGCCUGCCUUGGCCUCUAUGGCCAUGCUGUCUGCUCAGGGCCACCAUUUCUCCAUCAGUGAGGACCAGGGGUCAUGGAUAGCCUCCUUGUCACUGCUGGGGGCAUUCUUCGGGGCCGUGCCGGGGGGCAUGGCUAUCAGGUUUGGGAGGAAGAAAGUGCUAUGUGCUGUGGCUAUACCCUUUGCCCUGUCGUGGCUGCUAACGGUGGUAGCGUGGAACGUUAGCAUGUUGUAUGUGGCAGCGCUGAUGGGUGGUGUGUGCUCGGCUGUCAUCGCUGUUGUCACGCCUGUCUACAUCAGCGAAAUCGCUCACCCGGAGAUCCGGGGCUGUUUGUGUGCCUUAGCCAAGCUGAGUAGUAACAUUGGUAUGUUGCUUUCCUAUCUGCUAGGAGCGUUUCUCAACUGGAGGGAACUGGCGACAGUUACUGCAGUGGCUCCAGUGUGCUUGUUCCUAGCAGCCUUGUUCAUCCCAGAGACGCCAAGCUUUCUGUUAUAUAGUGGUCGUGACUCCGAAGCUGCCGAUGCGCUGAGAUGGCUACGUGGAUCUGAAACCGACGUUGCUCGGGAGUUAACGACCAUGAAGGCAAAUAUCGCUACUCUGCGCCGUGACACAAUCUCCGGUCGUCAGCGCACGGCGCCGCGGGACCUCCUGCGGCCACUCUUCAUCACCUGCGGCCUCAUGGUCUUCCAGAAAUUCAGUGGAGCCAACGCCUUCAACUUCUAUGCUGUGCCCAUUCUAGCCAAGACCUUCGUGGGCUUGAACCCCUACCGGGCGGCGGUAGUGGUGGCCUUCGUGCAGAUCUGCGCGGGAAUGGCAUCCUCAGCUCUGAUUGACACAGUUGGGCGUCGUCCCCUCCUGGUCUUCAGCAACAUGCUCAUGUCUGCUGCUCUAGCAGCCUUCGGAGGCUACAUGUACAUGAAGGGACUCGACAAGGAUGAGAACAUCCUCGCUCGCCAGCAGUGGAAAGACUCAGAUUGGGUUCCUCUCUUCUGUAUCCUCGUUAUUGAAAUAGCUUUUGCUCUUGGUGUUUCACCAAUCAGUUGGCUCUACAUCGGGGAGCUCUUCCCACUAAAGCACCGAGGGCUGGGCUCCUUAGCAGCAUCCGUCAGCUACGCUUGCUCCUUCGUCAGCGUCAAGACCUUCGUCGAUCUGGAGUUCUUCCUGGGUUUAUAUGGAGCCUUCUGGCUGUACUCCAGCGUCGCGGCUCUAGCUCUGGUCUUCACUCUUAUAUUCGUACCUGAGACUAAAGGAAAGAGCCUUCAAGAGAUGCAGAGUGUAGAUCAUCAGAAGGAAACCCUGAUAUAGCAGCCAGCCCGCCCACUAGCACCGCUGCGGCCACCCACCGUCCACUGGGAGAUGCCCCCUGGACAGCGACCCUACAGGGAGAUUCUUCUGUAGGUGCUGCUGUAGGAACCAGAGCCCUGGCCCUGCGGCACUGCCCUGUCUUCCCAAAACUGGUGGCUAGCCACCCAACCUGCGGCGCCGCAGGAAACCAGGAGCCACAAGGGCCGCAGCUUUGCUAGAGGGCGGCUAACAGCCUUGUUACACCUGUCUUAUGAACAGUAUCUUCACUAGUGGAAAUUUGUGAGAGUUCACGAGAGUAUUGCAGUGUCCAAGGUCAACAAUGUGUUGAACAGACACAACACUGAUCAUAAGAGCAGGCUCAGACGUGAUUCGUGCUCAUAACAGGUUCAAACCAUGUUCUUCCGUGUUUUGGAAAAGACUUAUGUGGGGUCCCCGACUUACGAACGCCCUAAGGUACACACACACACAACUCCACUUACGAACAGGGUACUUGUUACCCAAUGGAAUUUUUACAGCCACCAAAUGAAAGAAGUACCAACACUUUGUACUGUUUGUAAUGUAGAUACCUUGUUUGUAAGUCGAAACACCAGCAAUACAGCCUGUUCGUAAGUCGAAACACCAGCAAUACAGCCUGUUCGUAAGUCGAAAUACCAGCAAUACAAGUUAUAUCUUAACUAAAACACCAGGAACACAAACUAUUUGUGCUCCCAGGAUUCUGGAAGUCUGAAACACCACGAACGCGUUGCGUUCUCAAGUCGAAACACCCACCUCCCCCCUAUCCCCUAAGCUCCACCCGUUCGUAAGUCGGGGACCUGCCCAGAAAAACAAAACUUGCACCAAUUUGAUAAUUUUCUGUGAUGUGUGGCAACCAAUGCUUCCUAUCACCCACCCAAACGGACACACCAGAAGUGUUCAACACUCCCUUGAACACCAUAGCAAGAGUGUGCUAACCAGCCUUAAAACCGAUUGUACAUAUUAAACCACUUAGAGAUAGUCCAGUAAUCAGGGUUCAUCUAUUUCCCCUUCACCUAUCUAUCACCAUAGUUGCCAGUCUAUCGCUGCUAGGUCUAUCGUCUAUUCUCGCUAGUUCUGAUAGAUGCGCAUGGUAUUCACCCAUUUGCUGAUGGGGGAUUAGAAGUGGAACUUGUGAUCGAAUUCUCAGCUAUUCUUCAGAGUCUGAAAUUAAUUCUGAAGGAAUCUUCUCUUAGAAAAUAAUUAUAGGAAUUAGUGAAGUAGCUAGCUAAUUCCUUCACUAACUCUUCACUAAUUCCCUCACUAAUGCUUAAUUCUUCCACUAACUCAUCCACUAAUUCUUCCACUGAUUCAUUUGCUAAUUCCUCCACUAAUUCCCAGUUUGUUCUUCUCUUGUUCUCUAAGGAGAAUUUUCUAGGUUCUACAGUUGGAUUAAUAAAUUCUGACCUAUUAAGACUUUCUUAGUAUUAACUUGAAGUAUUUAAAGACUCAUUUUAGGCAUCAUCAAAAAAUGCUAGAAUUUUUAGUAGUACAUUUACAUUUUAAGGUAUUUAUUUUAGGCUUUCUUAAGAAAUACUAGCAUUUUUACCAUUAAAUUCCUGUGUUGAGGCUCCUUUUAGGCUUUAGUAAAAAAUGCUGGAAUUUUUAGCAUUAAAUUCUCAUUUUAAGGUACUUAGGCUUACAAAAGACCUUUCAGAAUUUCUUAGGACGAACUCCUGGGCGUGACUUUUCAUAGGCCUAGGCGUGACGUCUUAUAGGCCUAGGCGUGACGUCUUAUAGGCCUAGGCGUGACGUCUUAUAGGUCUAGGCGUGACGUCUCAUAGGCCUAGGUGUGACGUCUCAUAGGCCUAGGCAUUAGUAACUUCGUAAGGCUUGACUAUAAGGAAGAAUUUAUUACCAGAAUUAAUCUCUAUAAUCCAGCAUUUAUCCUUCAAUUCUAAAAUUCUUAGAGUUACUUAGAGCUGCUUAGAGUUGCUCUAAGUUACUUAGAUUUAGAGUCGCUUAGAACUACUUAGAGUUGAUCUGAGUUACUUAGAGCUACUUAGAGUUGCUUAGAGUUCUAGGUUAUUUAGAUUUAGAGUUACUAAAGAGUUGCUCUAUGUUGCUUAGAACUCUAUAUUACUUAGAGCUGCUUAUAGCUGCUCAAAGUUACAUAAAGUUAGAGUUG